Molecule: messenger RNA, 1806 nt
Organism: Cantharellus anzutake
Lineage: Eukaryota; Fungi; Basidiomycota; Agaricomycetes; Cantharellales; Hydnaceae
Product: prephenate dehydrogenase
Exons: 6
Coding region: 11-1420 (469 amino acids)
Biological process (GO): L-tyrosine biosynthetic process
Molecular function (GO): NAD+ binding; prephenate dehydrogenase (NADP+) activity; prephenate dehydrogenase (NAD+) activity
Source: RefSeq, a predicted model, not a curated record
GGGAUUUUGGAUGCCUGCGGGACUCAGAAGGGUGUCCCCUUCAGAUCGGGUGGAACUUCAGCCAUGCAUCGGUCUCAUCGGAAUGGGAGAGAUGGGGAGCAUGUACGCGAAACAAUUAUGUUCUGCAGGCUGGAAGAGAGUGCUUGCUUGUGAUCGCCCAGAACGUUUCGCAGAGGUGAAGGAGAAGUGGAAAGAUGUACACGGAAUCACUAUUGUCCCUGAUGGUCAUCUUGUCUCAAGACAAGCUGAUCUUAUUAUUUAUUCUGUCGAAGCAGAGUUCAUCGACGCCGUGGUUGCUCAGUUUGGACCUUCCACGAAGGUUGGAGCUGUGGUCAGCGGCCAAACGUCCGUCAAAGCACCAGAACGUGCGGCGUUUGAGAAAUAUCUUCCGGAGGACGUUAAGAUUGUGUCGAUCCACUCUCUGUAUGGUCCUACUGUGUCACCCGUUGGACAGCCUUUGGUGAUAAUUCAACACCGCGCAUGCGAAGUUUCCGUUGCUCUUGUUGAGGAUGUCCUUCGUCCUCUCGGUUCUAAAUUCGUCUACAUGACCUAUGAUGAACACGACGAGAUCACUGCAAAUACUCAGGCUGUAACACAUGCCGCCUUCCUUAGUAUGGGGACUGCAUGGUGUGCUUCCGAGUCCUAUCCAUGGGAGCAAGGCCUGUAUGUGGGUGGCAUCGAAACAGUCAAAGUGAAUAUAACACUGCGCAUCUAUGCAAACAAAUGGCACGUUUAUGCAGGUCUUGCUAUCCUGAAUCCUUACGCUCGUGUCCAAAUCAAUCAAUAUGCCCAAUCAGUCACUGAAAUUUUUAAACUCAUGAUUGAAGGCCGGAAAGACGAGCUCCGGGAGCGGCUUUACCAGGCUCGAGAUAAGGUCUUUCCACCUGGUCAAUACCGGCCCAUUCUCCUUUCAGAAUCGUUGUUGGAUCAGUUUACCCUGGUACCCAAGCCUUGGAAGUUGCGCGCCCCCCAGCACCUGCCACCAAGGCCUUCCACCCCCCAAGCAAAUUCCCACCUCUCCAUUCUGGCCAUGGUGGAUUCGUGGGCGGCUCUUGGCAUACUCCCCUUAGCACACCUUUCUCUCGCUGCAACUCCAAUCUUUCGGAUGUGGAUCGGUGUCGCUGAUGCUUUAUUCCACAACGAAGUCAACCUUCAUCGCGCAAUCGAGGCGGCUAUACAUGACGUAUCUCACAGAUCCGAUGACCUCGAAUUCACGGUGGCAGCUCGUGGGUGGAGCCAAUGUGUCAGUUUUGGGAGCUUCAAGUUGUAUGAGGAGCGCUUUAAACAAACUGCCAAAUUCUUCGAGCCGCGGUUCAAAGAAGCUGCCGUCCUCGGCAGUAGGAUGAUUAAAACUAUCCUGGAGGACGUCGAAGUGCGCGAGAGAGAACAAAAUUCCCAGAGCGACGGGACAUCAGAUUGAUUCGUCUUUUGAAUGUGUGUAUUUUGCUUCGAAUUCCACGGACUGUGCAUCCAUUUGAGAUUUUGUCAGCAUUCGUAAAAAUGGAAUUAGUACUCCAUGUAACUUAGUGUAUGUAGCGUGUAAUUACGGGAAGGGGGAAGGAAGAUACUGUUGAUGCAGGAUUCGAGACUAUUAAAGCAAUGGCCCAGAUGAGUUGGUCCCAACAGGAUGUAUUUCUUAGGUCGGACAUUAGCUCAAAGCGAUUUGGGACCAUGGCGACAACCUAGAGAUCGAAUUGCCGAUGGGAGGAACCGUGCGCAAAAAACCACAGCGGGGUUCCAGAAACAACCUGCGGAAAUGAACCUCAUUAGCACCAAGGGGUGUGUGUUGGAAUGUUCGAGGGAUGC